Messenger RNA from Schistosoma curassoni, 914 nucleotides. The record is from the annotation of a GenBank genome assembly. NCBI's taxonomy places the organism in Eukaryota, Metazoa, Platyhelminthes, Trematoda, Strigeidida, Schistosomatidae.
AUGAAUCCGGCGGAGCUUGAAUUUCUUUCAGAAGAGGAAGGAUUGACCAUAGUACCUAAGUUUAAACUUGAUGCUAUUAAGCUGCUAAAUACUACUAUUGGUCCUUUUUUCCCAAAUGUGCCAACUGUUGUCCCUCUAUGGGUUGCUCUUUUUCUGAGAGGGCAGCAAAAGUGUCGUAUUAUGCCACCAGCGUGGUUAACGUUAGAGAAGUUAAAUGAGUGUAAAGAAGCUGAAGAGAACGACUCUGGUUGUACUUCUCCUCCUCAUUCUCAAUAUAUUGAAAUUAGUACACUUCUUCUUCAACACGCGGCUGAAGAUAUACCGAAUCCUGAAAGUAUUCGCAACAUUGUUCGUGAUGUAUGGGAUAUUCGUGUUGGGAAAUUGUUAUCGUCUGUUAAUGGUUUCCUCUCUAGUGGAUCGUCGACAGCACGAGUGGAAUUCUAGAAGGGUUAGAAAUGUGAAGAACACUACAACAAAAUUGCAUGAAGCUGAGAAAGUCCUUAUACGUUUUCUGAUACGCAACUCGCGGUUCCCGACAACGGCUCAACUUACUUACUUACUUACGCCUGUUACUCCCAAUGGAGCAUAGGCCGCCGACCAGCAUUCUCCAACCCACUCUGUCCUGGGCCUUCUUUUCUAGUUCCAUCCAAUUCUUGUUCAUUUUUCUCAUGUCUAUCUCCAUUUCUCGGCUCAAACCUUCCUAAUAAUCAUGUCCAUGCCAGUGAACAACUUAGCGAGUUUCUGAAUAUGAAAGAUUAUGUGUAGAAAAAAUUUACAAGUUGACGACAACUGUUUUAUGUUGACUACUGCCACAUUCCUUCAUUUAAUGAAUUAUUUAAAUAUAAAUAUAACAACUAUACUCAGCCUUUUGUAUUGUAAAUCCUGUUAGUAUUUAUAAUUGUUGUCUAGUUCGG